Messenger RNA from Thermothelomyces thermophilus ATCC 42464, 510 nucleotides. RefSeq lists its product as uncharacterized. The coding region runs from base 1 to 510 and encodes 169 amino acids. The transcript has 7 exons. The record is from RefSeq and is a predicted model, not a curated record. Lineage: Eukaryota; Fungi; Ascomycota; Sordariomycetes; Sordariales; Chaetomiaceae.
AUGACCAAAUUAUACCGGACCAGACCCGGCGCGCCAAGGCAUCCAGGGUUCUGCUCUUUGUUUCCGGAAUCGCAGGCCCAACUCCAGAGCUUGUUGGAGCUUGUCGGUCGCUGCGCAGCGUUUGCCUGGGUCGACACGGCACUCGAGAACCCGCUGAUCAAGCACUCUAGUGUAGCCAAAUGGAGGCGAUGCAUCAAACCUCAAUCACACAAGGGUCUUGCAACGGUCAAGAAUCCAGGCUAUUGGAGUCGAAUUCUUGUAUCAACACCUCUGUUUGUUCUGCCUGGGCGAGUCUCCAGCACGUGGAAUUUCGAGAACCACGACCAGCCUCGUACUCCGUACAUCCAUGCACUCACCUCGGGACCGUUGAUGAACGGGCCGGGGAGACAACCCGUAGUAGUGUUUGAUAACAUGGGCGGACUAUAUCCCAAAAUGGAGGGCUAUGCCGUGUCGGUGUCCUCCCCGGAUUUUGCGGGUGCAGGAGGCCCUGGUCGCCUGGUCAUGGUUUAA